This is a messenger RNA of Verticillium dahliae VdLs.17, 965 nucleotides long. RefSeq lists its product as uncharacterized. The coding region runs from base 71 to 607 and encodes 178 amino acids. The transcript has a single exon. The record is from RefSeq and is a predicted model, not a curated record. Lineage: Eukaryota; Fungi; Ascomycota; Sordariomycetes; Glomerellales; Plectosphaerellaceae.
GGCCUCCCUCUUCCUCCCAACCUUAAUUGGAGCCGUGUCGUCAACACCACGCCAUCAAUUCAAGGAGAGGAUGCUCAGGAUGCUCACUUUGUCUUUCGCUUCACCAUCUCAGGCCCUUCCCUGGUCGAUCGCCGUUCCGUUGCCUGGUCUUGCAAGGAAGCACCCGCUGGGCAACUCUCGGUCAGUUGGCUGGCAGCGCUUCCUCUUGUUCCCUACCCCAGGUUUUCUUCUCUCUGUAUCCCUAGGAACCUACCCAUGUAUUGGGAGACCGUCUGCUGCCGGUCUGCUAUCCGGUCGUUUUUUUUCAUGCCUUCAGCUUAUGGAUUAUGGCCUCUGCGUUGCUUUUUGCUCCUCGCGCUCCUUUCCUCUGCGCGAUUCCAAAUACCAUGUACACAUACUCAGCUCAGUCACGCAUUGCCGCAUCUCCACCAAUACAGCGGCCAUGCCGUUGAGCCACAAGUCUCAGAUGGACCGGCUCUUUUUCUAUGGGUCAAGACUCUACCUACUAAGGACCCCCUGUUUGUCGUCAAUCUGCUGCGCCGCCGCAGCCGCUGGAGUCGAAACCCCAGCCACGAUGGCAUUGAUCGAUGCUGCUCAUUGCUCCUAGGGGGUUUCCCAUUGACACGACCCAACAUUCUUUGUCGCCUUUGGAGCCUUUCUCUGGCGCCCCUUUCCAGCUGCGUUCAUCGCUGCAGAAUGCUGAUCUGCAAUAGGAGGUUGACGAGCGAGCGACAUGGUCUGGACGCUAAUGUCGAGAAACUCGAUCACCCCAGCAGUGGUGAGUGUCCUGUACCUGGACAAGGGCCGAGAAUCCAACGCAAGGUGAUCUGUUGGAGACCGACAGAGCCGGGGGUGUGUCUCAGGAUGCUGCUAAGCAAGCCCCCAUCCAGCCAUUUGGGAGCGCCCACAGACAUCCUAUCCUGGGCAUCUUUGAACACGCUUGGUUUUUUUUCCCUUUCGGCUUC